Molecule: messenger RNA, 3337 nt
Organism: Carassius gibelio (silver crucian carp)
Lineage: Eukaryota; Metazoa; Chordata; Actinopteri; Cypriniformes; Cyprinidae
Product: mucosa-associated lymphoid tissue lymphoma translocation protein 1
Exons: 16
Coding region: 1121-3025 (634 amino acids)
Biological process (GO): proteolysis
Molecular function (GO): cysteine-type endopeptidase activity
Source: RefSeq, a predicted model, not a curated record
AUUACAUGCUGUCAAGAAACCACUCUCACAAACAUACCGUGCAUCAUUCAAACAAGAGAUGAAACACAUGCUCACAAAUAAUAAUAACGGAGAGGUGAACUUAAGUGGAACACUUAAGACACUAAAAAGAAAAGCAAGUACUGGCAGUGCAUCAGAUGGAGAGAUUGAAAAGUUCAUCAAAGAUGGCUGCUACUCACUUUGGACAGAGAUGGGGGAAGAAAAGAGUGGGCCCAAAUGCAAACAAAUUCAAGGGGAAGGAGCGCAUGUGGAUGUUAUGGGGUAGUAAGUGGGGAUGCCAUGAAAAGAAAUAGUGUAAGGGCCAAACCCUUAAUCUUUGUAAAGGUUACAUAUUUAGACUUAACAAGGACACUGUAAAAUAUGUUUUUUAUUUUUAUUUUAGUUGGAAGUAGAUGCAAUGUUAAGGAUUUUAAGAUAACAAUGUUAUUUUGUGGAAAAACUAAUUAUUCAAAGCUCUAAUAUGUAAUUAUUAGAAGGGCACUGUAUAAAGCACAGAGAGAAAAAAAAAAAGAAGAAAUAAAUGUUGAAUAUUAUAAAAAAAAUUAAACACAGACACAAAAAAGUUGACUCACUUAAUAGAAAUUACAUACAUUUAUUAAUAUAACAUUUAUCUGAAAUAGAUAUAUUAUUUCAUAUAUUUUUAGUAAACUCAUAAAGCCUACCAAUAAUCAAUCAUCUUUCCAGCUUUGGAUUGUUAGUUUCCUUGAAUAAGACGUCAGCCCGUCAUUAACCUGAGGAAGAAAGAAAAUCAUAUUUUCAGUCUGUACCUGCUGCAGUGUGCAGAUGUUGAGGGCGCAUCUACACUGAGCACAGCGGUAGUGGGAGGGCCAGACUCUCAUCAUUACGGGAAACAUUCAUUUAUCAGCCAAACGCUCUCGCGGUAUGUUGAAUAUCCACAGGUCGACACAGCUGACGCUCUGUGCUUGUUUGCAUGACGGGUUUUGGGAAGGGAGAGUGAAAUAAGUCGCAGUCAGCCGGCAUUCACAGCACACAGCAAUGAGCACUAGGACAGGUGGUAAAAUUCUGAAAUGACUGACUACCUUAAAAGUGCAGCACUAUUGCGGUCUAGGCCCUUGCACACUAAAGAGUAGCGCCGACAGUCAUGAGAACUGAAGUUUUUAUUCUGCAGCAGCCGAUGUCUGUGUGUGUACCACCAAACCAUGAGGUGACCUUAAGAGUUCAAGCAAUAGGCACUGGUGCAUUAAAGUAUCAGUGGUUUGAUAAACAUCAGACAGAGGUGGCAGGUGGGACAGACCCCGAGCUCACCGUCUCUCUCCAGAGAUCUGGAAAAUAUAUUUGUAGAGUGAGCGACCUGCAUUAUAACUAUCAGUUCACAGAAUGGGUAAAAGUGAGAAUCCUAGAUGAACCAGGUGUUUCUCACACAUGGAGAGGGGAACCCCAUAUUGUCAUUUACCCAAUAAGCCAAAGAGUAAAACCAGGGGAGACUUUCACUCUUAAAUGCAAAGCUUUAGGCAAGCCUGCGCCUGCCUACCAGUGGUACAGAAAUGGUCUCAUCCUUCCUAAACAGACCACAGAAACACUUAGGAUAGAAAAUGCCAGCGCAGACACUGUGGGCUCAUACCUCUGUGCUGUGUCAAAUAUUUUGGAGGAGAGAUGGUCUGAAGCAGCUGAGAUUGAGAUAGCACCUCCAGAUCCAAAACCAGAGCCCACGCUUAUGGCAACCGACAAAGUGGCAUUACUGAUUGGGAACCUGAACUACAGCAACCAUCCUGGUCUGAUGGCCCCCACCAUGGAUGUUCAUGAGCUGGCCAAUCUCCUGCAACAGCUGGGCUUCAGAGUGGUCUCCCUGCUUGAUCUCACCCUUCAGGAAAUGCAUGCUGCCAUUGACAAGUUCUUGCAGCUGUUGGACCGUGGAGUGUAUGCUGUUUUUUACUAUGCUGGCCAUGGCUAUGAGCUCUCGGGCAGAAAUUACCUGGUGGCCAUUGACGCUCCACGACCCUACCGUACAGAAAACUGUGUGUGUGUACAGAAACUGAUGCACAGUAUGCAGAACAGAAAAGCCCAGCUCAACGUCAUUCUCCUGGACACCUGUAGGAAAUGGUACAAACAAAAAGGUCCUCUCUCUGAUAUUAAGCCUUCGGCUCCUCUGGGCAACACUGUGUAUGGAUAUGCCACGAGUGAAGAUGCAGAGGCUUUUGAGGUCCAGAAUGGUGGCAAGAGCACUGGGAUCUUCACCAAAUACCUGAACAAACAUGUCUUAAAGCCAGAGAGGGUGACCCGUGUCCUGGAGCAGGUCUCUGUGGAUCUGGGUAAGGACCCACUGGUGCGUGGCAGGCAGGUAGUAGAGGUCCGACACACUCUGACAGAGCCACGGGCUUUGACCGAUCCUGUGCGAACAUCUGGACACACCAUGGAGCUCCGCCGGCGGGAUGCUUGUUGGAAACAGGCUAAUGUUCUUCCUUGCCGGAGGUCUCUGGACUUUCUGUACUGUGGCGUUAAGGUGGAACUGAGUUUCUCUGCUCUGUUCUCCAAUGUCCUGGUUGUGUUUGCUACGGUGAAAAACUCAAGCGCUUUGGAUCAUGACUGCAUUCUGAAACUUGAGAGUGAACCAAAAAUGCAGGAUAUUUUCUCAUGUUCUGGUCGAUCAGAAGAAAUGGACAGUCUGCUUGGGAACAGUGCUGAAACUCCUGACUGCACCCUCAGAUUAUGUUGCCUUCAAAGACUUCAGGGAUCUCUGGUGAUCAAAGUGACAGUGCACUACACCCACACACAAACUAAAGAACAUCUCACUGAGAGCAAAGAGCUGGACAUAGGCAGGCCUCUCAUUGCCUCCUGCAAGAUGAAUCCGAUGAGGCCAGUGGACAGGAGACAAGAGAGUCGUGUCCAUACUGUGGACCACAUGUCCAACAUAAGAUAUCCUCAUCAUCAGAACCAUCCUCGACCCGGUCGGCCCUACACGCGCAAGGCUGAGAACCGAUUACAGAGUUCAGCCAAAUCCAGCUCCACGAGCAGCAAUGAACCAGAGGAGAAUGAUGAAAAUGACUAAUGAAUUCACUGUGAUCUUGCUAACCUCUACACACACACACACUGUGAGGCAUUGUUUUGAUGCAACAAAAGAUUUUUCAUACAUUGUUUCAUUUUUGCUUACUAAUUACCAGUUGCGAUACAGUAAAUGUGUUUGUGUGUGUGUGUGUGUGAGUGAGAGAGAGAGAGAGAGAGAGAGAGAGAGAGAGAGAGAGAGAGAGAGAGCAAGGAAAGGAAGACGUUCUCAUGCAAAUGUAGAAAUAUUUAUACAAAUUAUUUGUAAAUCAAAUUAAGUAUAAUAUUCAUACAUAACCAAUAAAGUACUACUUCUGGA